UCCUGACCAGCAUCACUCACAAUGGAUGAUAUUUACAAAGCAGCGGUUGAACAACUUACAGAAGAGCAAAAAAAUGAGUUCAGGGCAGCUUUCGACAUUUUCGUGCAAGACGCUGAAGAUGGCUGCAUUAGCACCAAGGAACUGGGGAAGGUCAUGAGGAUGCUGGGGCAGAACCCCACCCCUGAGGAGUUACAGGAAAUGAUCGAUGAAGUGGAUGAAGAUGGGAGUGGCACGGUAGAUUUUGAUGAGUUCUUGGUCAUGAUGGUCCGGUGUAUGAAAGACGACAGCAAAGGAAAAUCAGAAGAAGAAUUAUCAGACCUUUUCCGAAUGUUUGACAAAAAUGCAGAUGGCUACAUUGACCUGGAUGAGCUGAAAAUGAUGCUUGAAGCUACCGGAGAGACAAUCACAGAAGAUGACAUUGAGGAACUCAUGCGAGAUGGGGAUAAAAAUAAUGACGGCAGGAUUGAUUACGACGAGUUUCUGGAAUUCAUGAAGGGAGUUGAAUAAAUGUGAGACAUUAACUUCUACCAGAGCCAUGCCCCACCUCCAUUGAAUUUGUGAUUUUGGAAUAAAAGUACCUCACCCAUAUGAACAAAUAUAACAAAUGUACAGAAUACAACAGGGGUGUUGUCCCCUACAGCUGUUAUUAAACUACAACUUUCAGCAUCCCCUCAGCAGGUUAAACAUUCCUGGUGCACGUAUACAGACUGAUAAUAGCCUCACUUGGAACUUAUUCGCUAAUACGUCAGAUCUUCAGCCCUUAAGUGCCCUUCAAUGUGCAUCCUUAGUGAGCCACCAGGGUGGAUACUUGCCUCUCCAGCUGAUGCCGGCUGAUAGCUCACAUUGUCUUUAGUACUGAAGUUGUAGUUGAGCAACAUCUGAUGGGCCACUGGUUUAACAACACAUGGGAGGGACUUACUACAAAAUAGUAGGGGCUUAUGCGCAUAACUGGGCAUGACAAAAUGUGGGUGUGGCCUUGGGUGUUUGGGGAGUAGUCAUAUCUCCUUCAUAUUUUCAGUGAGUGCAUUUUACACAGCAGACAGCCUUGGAUUCAGGCAUAAUUAUAAUUUCAGAACAAACUGGGUGUUCAUAGAAAGCCUUGCUAAUGGCAUAAAUCCGUUCAUGGCUGAAGAGUUCAGAAGUACAGAGCACUAAAUGGAAAUGUCAAGGUGCGCCACACGUGUGCCAGAGCCCUUAAGCUAUUUUUUAAUAUUUUCCUAGAACUUCUUGACAUUUAGUGCCUAAAUAACCCAGCCCAUGGCAUAAAUAUAUUUGCUUUGCGUCUGUUUGCUAUUAAUUGUAAUAAAAACCAUGUCAGUCUGUACAAAUACGCAGAACGACUCCUUCAGUGGCAUCAAAUGCUGUUACACUGUGUCCUUGAAUUUGCUAAUAAACUUGUCUGAAAGAUCUGUGCA
Molecule: messenger RNA, 1415 nt
Organism: Xenopus tropicalis (tropical clawed frog)
Lineage: Eukaryota; Metazoa; Chordata; Amphibia; Anura; Pipidae
Gene: tnnc1
Product: troponin C1, slow skeletal and cardiac type
Cellular component (GO): cardiac Troponin complex
Molecular function (GO): calcium ion binding; cytoskeletal protein binding
Source: RefSeq, marked validated